Messenger RNA from Oryzias latipes (Japanese medaka), 1453 nucleotides. RefSeq names its product annexin A2-B. The record is from RefSeq and is a predicted model, not a curated record. Gene Ontology annotation, cellular component: vesicle membrane; cytoplasm; plasma membrane. Gene Ontology annotation, molecular function: cytoskeletal protein binding; phosphatidylserine binding; phospholipase inhibitor activity. Lineage: Eukaryota; Metazoa; Chordata; Actinopteri; Beloniformes; Adrianichthyidae.
GGUCGUCACCCACUUCUGACCUCCAAGCCGUGCCGUGGAAUUCGUUGCGUUCCACCUGGUGUGUAAAAGUCUGCCGUGAGUCAUGACCGUCUAUAAAGAGCACACCCUGCUCCGUUCUGGACCAUAACGCCGCUGCUGCUCGCUGCUUCUCUGCUGCUGCUUGUCCGAAGGAGAACUCGUCAUGGCUAUGGUGUCCGAGUUCUUGGGUCAGCUGACGCUGGCGUACGGAGGGGAACCUGAGCCCAGAUGUCCCACUGUGGUUCCGGUGAAGGACUUUGACCCGACUCACGAUGCUGCCAGAAUCGAUGCUGCCAUUAAAACGAAAGGAGUGGAUGAACAAACCAUCAUCGACAUCCUGACCCGGCGAAGCUGCCAGCAGCGGCGGGAGAUCGCCUUUGAAUAUGAGCGAAUGGCCAAAAAGGAUCUGUCCUCCGCCCUGAAGGGGGCGCUCUCUGGCUCUUUGGAGGCUCUGAUGUUGGGUCUGAUGAAGAGCACCGCCCAGUUCGACGCUUCUGAGCUCAGAGCCUCCAUGAAGGGUCUGGGAACUGAUGAGGAGGUUCUGAUCGAGAUGCUCUGCUCCAGGAGCGAAGAGGAGCUGAUGGAGAUUAAGAAGGAGUACAGAGAGAUGUUUAAGAAGGAGGUGGAGAAAGACAUCGCCGGAGACACGUCAGGGAACUUCGCCAAACUGCUGCUGGCUCUGGUUCAGACAAGAAGAGACGAACCCUCCAACGUUGUGGACUAUCAGAAGAUCGACGAAGACGCCAGAUCUCUGUACGAAGCCGGCGUGAAACGGAAAGGAACCGACGUGACCACCUGGAUCUCCAUCAUGUCGCAGCGGAGCGUCCCACAUCUGCAGAAAGUGUUUGAGAGAUAUAAGAGCUACAGUCCCUACGACAUCAAGGAGAGCAUCAAGAAGGAGGUGAAAGGAGAUCUGGAGAAGUCCUUCCUCACUCUGGUGGAGUGCUUUGAGAACCGGCAGCUUUACUUCGCCAACAGACUCAACGACGCCAUGAAGAGUAAAGGAGCCAAGGAGAAGGUUCUGACCAGGAUCAUGGUGUCCCGCUGUGAAGUGGACCUGAUGAAGAUCAGAACAGAGUUCAAAAAGCACCACAGGCGGUCCCUCUACCAGACCAUAGCGGAGCACACCAAAGGAGACUACCAGAAGGCUCUACUCAGUCUGUGUGGAGGAGACGACUGAGGCUACAGACUCCGUUUCCCAGGAUUCAGUGGAGCUGCUGCCACGCCUGGCGCUCCAACAUGUCAGUUUGCUGUGUUGUUUGAGGUCAUAGCCACCAGGGAGCAGCAGAGCCCACCUCUGAAGAGCAGCAGGUCGACCCCGAGGACUUAAGAUGGUUUUCUGUGGAGUUAAAGAAAAAACACACACCUGUUCAGAUCUGUCAAACUACAAAUCAGACCUCUGUUCUGUGAUGAAAAUAAAAGUUCUGAAAUGAAA